GCAUGCGCCUACCCUACGCCGUUUCGAGACAGGCCGAUGAGAGAGAGUGUUGACAUUUUAUCGAGCAUUUCAGUCGGGCUAAUAAAACGCGAAAACUCUUCAUUUUAACCGGUUCGAAAUCGUUCGAUUCCCUUUAGUUCAAAUUAGGAAUAUCCACACAGCGACUCCGACAAAACACCGUUUCUUAUGGCAACUGUAGACGAUAUCGAUAGCGGCAUGGAAUCACAACCUACCAGCGCGAAAGACACGACCCCAGAAAAGAAGUCAAUCGAGAUCGAAAACGACUUGGAAGAUGAGCCCGAUGAGACUCUGUCCGAGAGAUUGCUUGGACUUGGAGAGAUGUUCCCAGACUCUGUCAGAAAAGUGUCAUGUGCUGUCGCUGAAAACACCACAGCCGGUGUGAAGAACCUCUACAACUUCUCCAGGAAUGCCCUGUGGAUUGUAUUCAGCACUUCAAUUAUACUCUUCGCCCCUGUUAUAUUCGAGGUGGAGAGAGCACAGCUCGAAGAGUUGCAAAGGAACCAACAGAAACAAUUGCUGCUCGGUCCCAACACUGCGAUGGCUGGCGGCCCCGGCAUGUCGUUGAUGCCCCCAGUGCAUAGAUAGACUGCAAACGCCUUUAAUUUGAUUCCCUACAAACUAUUUUCUUUUCUUUUUUUAAUUCUACGCAAUGUAUAUCCACAAUAUAUUACGACUGACUUUUGAUUUUCACAUAGUACGCUCGUCACAUAUGUACUAUAUUCUAUUCUAUUGUCUCUAUUAUGUUGUGAAUAAAAGCUGAACGUUAACCAAAAAAAAAAAA
This is a messenger RNA of Nicrophorus vespilloides, 802 nucleotides long. RefSeq names its product mitochondrial import receptor subunit TOM22 homolog (gene mge). Gene Ontology annotation, biological process: intracellular protein transport. NCBI's taxonomy places the organism in Eukaryota, Metazoa, Arthropoda, Insecta, Coleoptera, Silphidae. Gene Ontology annotation, cellular component: mitochondrial outer membrane. Bases 187 to 606 code for a protein of 139 amino acids. The record is from RefSeq and is a predicted model, not a curated record. The transcript has 3 exons.